AUGGAAUUCCUGACAAAAACGUUAGGAAAUUCAACCGCAGCGAGAGACCCGCUGUUGUCUGAGGCUCUCAGACCGACCACAGAGCUGGAGUCUGGUGAGAUGGAGGACAGCACCACGGCAUUGUCCUGGGACGCUUACUUUCACAUAUCAAUCCUACCAAAACACAGAAAGUUUCUGCAUUUUGCAUUCGAGAAUACGGCGUACGAAUAUCAGGUCCUGCCAUUCGGACUGUCUCUGGCUCCUCGAGUAUUUACAAAAUGCCUCGAGGCAGCAUUGACACCGAUCAGGAGUCAAGGAGUCCGAACACUAGACUACCUGGACGAUUUACUAAUUUUAGCAGACUCACCCCAUCAAGCCAGAGCUCACACAGCUCUGCUGAUGUCACACCUGCAGUCUCUGGGUUUUUUGAUAAACAGAGAGAAAAGUCAGCUGGUCCCCAGACAGAAGAUCUGUUAUCUGGGUCUCGAGCUGGAUUCUGUAAGAAAUUACGCACGGUUAUCCCAGCGGAGGAUAACAGCAUUCCAUCAGUGUUUAGCUCUUUUUCAGCGCAAUCGUGUGUUAACGAUCAAGCACUGCCAGCGCCUCUUAGGAUUUAUGGCCUCUAUGAUAUCAGCAGUCCCGCUCGGUCUGCUACAGAUGAGGAGGUUUCAACGCUGGGUCCACAUGAAACAGAAUCAAGCCCCCCCGCAGCAAAAUCGGGUGAGGAUCUCUCCAUCCUGCCUGCGGGCGCUCAUGCCUUGGAGAAACCCAGCAUUUCUCAACAGAGGGGUUCCCCUGGGUCGGGUUUUAUCUCGUGUGUUAGUCACGACAGAUGCGUCAAAGUUCGGCUGGGGAGGAAUAUGCAAAAACAGACACACCAGCGGUGUUUGGUCUCAGAAACAGAGCCAAUUACAUAUAAAUCAAUUGGAGAUGAUGGUAGUUUUUCUCUCUUUAAAACAUUUCAGCAAAAUGGGGCUGAUUCCACGUCAACAUGUGUUGGUGCGCAGCGACAACAGCUGUGUAGUCGCUCACAUAAACAGACAAGGAGGCACACGUUCACUGCCCCUCCUCCGCCUGACAUACAAGCUGUUACUAUGUUGCAGCACACGUCUGUUGUCACUCAGAGCAACUCACGUCCCGGGAGUGCUGAAUCACGGAGCGGACGCGCUCUCCAGAGGUGUCCCACUGGCGAGAGAAUGGCGCCUUCACCCGGAGGUGGUGCAACAGAUUUGGGAUCGCUUUGGCACGGCCGACGUAGAUCUGUUCGCCUCCAGGGAAAACACGCACUGUCCUAUGUUUUUCUCCAUAUGGGACGUGAGCGCGCCUCUCUGAGCAGACGCGCUGGCGCACAGCUGGCCAGCAAAACGCCUUUACGCAUUUCCACCGGUGGCACUAAUACAGCCCACUCUGGACCGUGUGCGCAAAGUAGCUCCCAGAUGGACCAAGAAAGUCUGGUUUGCAGAAAUAAUGUCCCUGCUGGAAGGAGAACCAUGGCACCUUCCUGUGCGCAAAGAUCUCUUAACUCAGGCUCACGGCCAAAUUUGGCAUCCCCACCCAGAAAUCUGGAACCUGUGGGUCUGGCCCCUGAGAGGGAGAAAUUAA
Messenger RNA from Nematolebias whitei (Rio pearlfish), 1581 nucleotides. RefSeq lists its product as uncharacterized. Lineage: Eukaryota; Metazoa; Chordata; Actinopteri; Cyprinodontiformes; Rivulidae. The record is from RefSeq and is a predicted model, not a curated record. The transcript is spliced from 2 exons.